UAAAAGACAGCGACGUUUUGCUCCCACGCCCGGCGCACCACAAUCUCGACGCUCUCCUCAUGGGGCGCGCUAACCUCACCUGAUAGUAUAAGAAACAAAAUAUUAAUUAAUUAAUGUAUUUUCUAUAUUAAACCAAUAAUUGGGACCAAGUGAUAAGUGAUAACGAACUGACGGCAACGUAGAAAUACCACCAUGGACGACGCUCACUCGAAAUCCGUGGACGAAGUCUUAGGAUAUUUUGGUACAGACCCAGACAAAGGUCUGACUCCAGACCAAAUUAAAAGGAAUCAAGAGAAAUAUGGGCCAAAUGAACUGCCUACGGAAGAAGGCAAGAGUAUAUGGCAGUUAGUUCUGGAGCAAUUUGAUGACCUCUUAGUCAAGAUUUUGCUGUUAGCCGCCAUUAUUUCUUUCGUAUUAGCUUUAUUUGAAGAACACGAAGACGCAUUCUCCGCCUUCGUGGAACCUUUUGUUAUUUUACUAAUUCUUAUCGCUAACGCCGUAGUAGGAGUAUGGCAGGAAAGAAAUGCAGAAUCCGCUAUCGAAGCUUUAAAAGAAUACGAACCCGAAAUGGGUAAAGUAAUAAGAGGAGACAAAUCUGGCGUUCAAAAAAUUAGAGCUAAAGAGAUUGUACCCGGUGACGUCGUUGAGGUGUCUGUCGGUGACAAGAUUCCCGCCGAUAUCCGCCUGAUUAAAAUUUACUCUACCACCAUUCGUAUUGACCAGUCUAUCCUGACUGGUGAAUCUGUGUCUGUAAUCAAGCACACUGAUGCCAUUCCCGACCCUCGCGCUGUAAACCAGGACAAAAAGAACAUUCUCUUCUCUGGUACUAACGUAGCCGCUGGCAAAGCUCGUGGUAUUGUCAUCGGCACUGGUCUCAAUACUGCCAUUGGUAAAAUCCGUACUGAAAUGUCUGAGACUGAGGAAAUAAAGACACCUUUACAACAAAAACUCGAUGAAUUCGGUGAGCAGCUAUCUAAGGUUAUCUCCGUCAUCUGUGUUGCCGUAUGGGCCAUCAACAUUGGCCACUUUAACGACCCUGCUCAUGGUGGAAGCUGGAUUAAGGGAGCCGUAUACUACUUCAAAAUUGCCGUUGCUUUGGCUGUGGCUGCCAUUCCAGAAGGUUUACCCGCUGUCAUUACCACUUGUCUUGCUCUUGGUACCAGAAGAAUGGCAAAGAAGAAUGCCAUUGUCAGGUCUCUCCCAUCCGUCGAAACUCUUGGUUGUACUUCCGUCAUUUGCUCCGACAAGACCGGUACUUUAACCACCAACCAAAUGUCUGUUUCACGUAUGUUCAUCUUUGAAAAGAUUGAAGGUGGCGACAGCAACUUCUUGGAAUUCGAAAUCACUGGCUCCACAUACGAACCUCUUGGUGAUGUCUAUCUGAAGGGACAAAAAGUGAAGGCUGCAGAAUUCGACGCUCUGCAUGAAUUAGGUACUAUUUGCGUUAUGUGCAACGACUCCGCCAUUGAUUUUAACGAAUUCAAACAAGCUUUCGAAAAAGUCGGUGAAGCUACUGAGACCGCUCUUAUCGUUCUUGCUGAAAAGAUGAAUCCUUUCAAUGUACCAAAGACCGGCCUCGACCGCCGCUCGGCAGCUAUUGUUGUCCGCCAGGAAAUCGAAACCAAAUGGAAGAAAGAGUUCACACUUGAGUUCUCCCGUGACAGGAAAUCUAUGUCUACCUACUGUGUUCCCCUUAAGCCUUCUCGCCUUGGUACUGGUCCUAAACUGUUCGUUAAGGGUGCCCCCGAAGGUGUGUUGGAACGUUGUAGCCACGCUCGUGUUGGUACUGCUAAAGUACCUCUCAGCUCUACCCUUAAGAACCGCAUCCUGGAACUUACCCGCCAAUACGGUACCGGCCGUGAUACCUUACGUUGCUUAGCCCUGGCUACCGCUGACAACCCAAUGAAACCCGAUGAAAUGGACCUCGGCGACUCAACCAAAUUCUUCACCUAUGAAGUCAACCUCACUUUCGUUGGUGUUGUUGGUAUGUUGGACCCCCCUCGUAAAGAAGUUUUCGACUCUAUCGUUCGUUGCCGCGCCGCUGGUAUUCGUGUCAUUGUCAUCACUGGCGACAACAAGGCCACCGCUGAAGCUAUUUGCAGGCGUAUUGGUGUAUUCGGAGAAGAUGAAGACACAACUGGCAAAUCAUACUCUGGUCGCGAAUUCGACGAUCUUCCCGUUGCUGAACAACGCGCUGCUUGCGCUAAGGCUCGUCUCUUCUCCCGUGUGGAGCCCGCCCAUAAGUCCAAGAUUGUUGAAUACUUGCAAAGCAUGAACGAAAUCUCUGCUAUGACUGGUGACGGUGUAAACGAUGCUCCAGCUCUAAAGAAGGCCGAAAUUGGUAUAGCCAUGGGUUCAGGAACAGCCGUUGCUAAAUCUGCCGCUGAAAUGGUGUUGGCUGAUGACAACUUCUCCUCUAUCGUAGCUGCUGUUGAAGAAGGUCGCGCCAUCUACAACAACAUGAAACAAUUCAUCCGUUAUCUCAUCUCUUCAAACAUUGGUGAAGUCGUAUCCAUCUUCUUGACUGCUGCCCUUGGUCUCCCUGAAGCCCUGAUCCCCGUACAACUGUUGUGGGUCAACUUGGUAACUGACGGUCUCCCCGCCACCGCCCUCGGUUUCAACCCACCUGACUUGGACAUCAUGGACAAACCACCCCGCAAAGCUGAUGAAGGUCUUAUUUCCGGAUGGCUGUUCUUCAGAUAUAUGGCUAUCGGUGGUUACGUCGGUAUGGCCACAGUCGGUGCUGCUUCCUGGUGGUUCAUGUACUCGCCUUACGGACCAGCAAUGAGCUACUGGCAACUCACCCAUCACUUGCAAUGUCUCGGUGGUGGCGACGACUUCAAGGGCAUCGACUGCAAGAUCUUCACUGACCCCCAUCCAAUGACGAUGGCUCUCUCUGUACUUGUAACCAUUGAGAUGUUGAACGCUAUGAACAGUUUAUCUGAGAACCAGUCUCUCGUCUCCAUGCCACCCUGGUCCAACAUGUGGCUCGUCGGCUCCAUGGCACUCUCUUUCACCCUCCACUUCGUCAUUCUAUACGUAGAGGUCCUCUCGGCCGUGUUCCAAGUGACGCCUCUGUCGGUGGACGAGUGGAUAACGGUGAUGAAGUUCUCGAUACCCGUCGUACUCCUCGACGAGGUGCUGAAGUUCGUCGCGCGCAAGAUCUCCGAUGGUGAGAGGAACUCCCUGGUUGACUGGCUCAACGGCAUGCAAUGGAUUGUGCUCAUGUGGGCCGUCUUCUUUGGCAUCAUCAUCUACGGACCCCUAUAAGUCGGCCCGCCCUCGCGUAUCGUGCCACCCCGUUUGAUUUACACCUAAUACCCUCCCAUCGAACUCCGCGCUACCCACCCUCUAGACUCGACGGCUGCAGUAGUGUCCGUUUCCAGCGCAGUAGAAGUCUUCCUGGAGAGUGGGUAGCGCGGUCGCCCUGUGGAACCCUACGGACUAUGAGCUCGAGCUCACCACAGCCUAACCGUGUGUGCUAACCCGAGCCCGAGCGAGCGGGACUCCGGCGGCGGCUCGCGGGAGGCGCUCGUGUGUUUGCAUUUUGCAUGUGCGAGACAAUAAUUCAUUCUACAAUAGUAACCCCUCGGAGUCUCGAACUGGUACACGUUUCGUUUAUAUACAUACGAGAAUUGUGCGAAAGCUGUUUACGAGUCAGUGGCUGUGACGACUCCAACCGAAAUUUUGAAACACCAAAUUUUUAUGGUUUUAUGAGAAUUUACUAAGUUGUAAGUAAGUAGUAUAUUUGGAUUCAGUGGUAAAUUUUGUAUAAAUUAGUUGUUUGGAAAGAACUCCGUCGAUAAGUUGAGAGUAUACUCGCACAUUGCUCACUACCUCGUCCUCGGACGGCAGACAUAUUGUAUGAAAAUUACAUUAUUUAGUAAUGUGCAUUGUUAGCUUAGAUUAAUUUAUUGUAAGUGUAUUGUUAGGACGUCGUUAUUUCGACAACUGUUCUCGUUAAAAGGGAACUUUCCACUUUCCUCUUACCCGUGGUUGCUUUAUCCUACUCUGACGCAUUUCAAAUAUACUUUAGACUCCACUCGUUUGCAGUUAGCAUUGUGCUACUGUUUCAUUAGUUUUUUUGCAACUGCUAAUAAUAUUAACAAAUUUAUGAAUGUGUCUUCAUGCGUUAAAUAAAAAAUUGGAAACUUCAUUAGUUGAUACUGUGAUCUUGUCGACUGAUGCCUCACUAUGGACUCUAUAGCAUUCGAUGUUUUCAAAAUAAUUAAUAAGGUAGUUUUGAAAAUAAUAAUAAAGCAAUAUAGUCAAAAUAUUAACGAAUAGUUAGUUAAUAAUAAAUAUUAUUUGAUUGGUUUUGGUGAUAAAUUUUAGAUUAAAUUUAAGGAUUUCAUGGCCAUUUCGUGUGAUUUGGUUUUAGUUCAACUUCUCAAUAUUGGAACAUAAUUUAAGUUACAAAAAUGUGAAGUCUGUCAAUGUUUUAUAUUUUAUAAGAUUUAGUUUCUGGACAUUCGUAAGUUUGUAAAAAAUGAAAUUGUGAAAUAAAAAUCCUGCAUGAGUGCAUCGCAUGAUUUUUUUUUUUUAAUAAUACUGUUUUGUUUUUCUUUGAAAUGACAUUUCGAUUGUGGUUAAUGUAUUUACAGGUAUCUGAGGAAACUCUUAAAUAAGUUACGUUAUUUAAAUAAACGAGGCAAUCUGUUACCAACUACAUAUAUUCAACACUGCACAAUUGAGGGCAUGCUCAAAAAUUUGUUGUGAAUCCCAAACCUUUCCGAUUAUUAUUUAUAAAAAUAUAACUAUGUACUAAAAUGUUGCAGAUAACUAAAAUAUACACAUUUUAAAUUAAUGAAAACAUUGGAAUUAUUAUUCUUCCUACAUUGAUUUAUAGAGCCCUCUUCAGCCCCCACCCCCUCGACCUAUUAAAUUUUCAAUCAUAACUGUCCAAAAUUUGCACUCGUGUCGCAUACAUUAGUACAGCAGGUUACGUGUUCCUCGUUGACGCACACUAACAUGAGUUUUUCUUUUUUGUUUUCCCGCUAACAAACUAAAAAAGUUUUGCAAGCUUCAAUGUUAAAUCGCUAUUGGCUACAAUAUUGUAUCAAAAUGUAUAUCCAAAAUUAUUUUUUUCAAUGUGAACGUAGCAAUAAUAUGUUCAGUAUUUAUUAAUUAAUUGCAAUUAAAUUGAUGAAUUUAAAAUUUGGUUAGACUAAAUUAAUGAUUGGUUUCGUCAUAAUAUAAUUGCAAAACUUUCUCCCACUUCCUGUCACUGGCGCGGCGAGUCCAGUGGCCCGCAUGCACUAACGCGGUGUUGUCUGCCCCCAGCCGAGCCGACGUGGAAGGUGUAAGCGCCGGGACUCCGCCGCAGCGCACUGCA
Messenger RNA from Vanessa atalanta (red admiral), 5335 nucleotides. It is a transcript of the gene SERCA, whose product is annotated as calcium-transporting ATPase sarcoplasmic/endoplasmic reticulum type. The record is from RefSeq and is a predicted model, not a curated record. Gene Ontology annotation, molecular function: ATP binding; P-type calcium transporter activity; ATP hydrolysis activity. The transcript is spliced from 12 exons. NCBI's taxonomy places the organism in Eukaryota, Metazoa, Arthropoda, Insecta, Lepidoptera, Nymphalidae. The coding region runs from base 193 to 3270 and encodes 1025 amino acids. Gene Ontology annotation, cellular component: membrane. Gene Ontology annotation, biological process: calcium ion transmembrane transport; intracellular calcium ion homeostasis.